AAAGAGACAGAAUAAAGCGCUGUGCAACAAUGGGCAGGUAGUCUUGCAGCCUUUCUUUUCCUUUGCGACAUCGACCCAUGGAACCUCGCUCAGACAUGCAGCAGCUCAAGGAGGAUAACGCCAGUGGGAGUAUUGUCCCACAAGAGCACAAUGGCACUCCCUCAUGCUCUGAUUCUGAUUCGAAUGAGGCUGGACACUCAAAUACCAAGAUGCUGGAGGCGGAACUGAAGACAAACCUCAGGAUGAUUUAUACCUUGGUUGGAGAGAGAGUCGAUAUGCAGAACAUCGAUCAGGUUCUUCAACAGCGAUUGGGGACUUUGGCUACUCUGCGUGGAGAUGAAUCGAGUGGAUCGGCCGACAGCAAAGACGGCACAAGCCAGCAUGAGUCGGAAACUGCUAUAGAUAAAGAUAGCAAGGAUGUCGAACAGGAUGAACUCGAGAACAUGGACAACGCAAACAUUCGCGCAGAAUUCGUAACCCAGUCUGUGAAACUGCUCGUCAAACUCGAGGAGAUCUUACUGGCUUCCAUUAAGGACCGAGAGCUCUACGAUCCAACGAAUGACAAGGAACUGCUGGGGCUUAUGGACCAGCGGAUGAUCCAUACCAUGCUCGAGAUCAUCGUCUGCUGGGGUAUUUACCCUUGUCUACUACCAGGCGUCGGUAUGCCACUUAGCCGUCGCGUUCGGUCGAACAUUGUCCAGAAGGAACUUUUCGCCCCAGGACCAGGAUCAGCGCCCAGCGGCAGUAUCAGCACUGCAAUAAAGGAUACCGUAGUGGAUCAGAUCAAACAGACAAACCUCCUAUGGAGUAUCAUCGGACCCUUGGGAAGGAUCACAGUCGCCUACACACCAAAAUUAACGAGAUUCACCACCUUGGGGAGUAUUCUGACGAGUCGACAUGUCCCCGAUCUGUACGCGGCUUUACUGCAGUUAGCAUACCGUCCGCUUUCGAAACCUAAGGAGGCUUCCACCAGCGCUCAACAAGCUGAAGGGCCAAACCAAGGGACAUCGUCAUCAAACAAACCCAGAAAGACUACACCAGGCAGUUUGUUGUCUAAUAAAUCAAGGCCUUCCCCAGGAGAUUUGGCCACAACCCCUCUGAAGGAAACGACUCUUCAGCAACGCACGCUCGCCGAAGCAAGCGAUGCCCCCGACAGAUCGCUUCAACUGCAGCAAAAGGAGGAGAGCGCCAAGUUGUUUCACAAUCUCUUUUGGAAUACUGAAGCAGCAAAGUCUUUGGAAUCUCUUACCACCCUAUUGUCAUCAUCCUCACCCAUGCAUCCGACACCCGCAUGGCUUAAGAGCGUUAGCGGACGAUUCCUUUCGCAGAUUCUUCUUCGACCCGGAGGCGUUCGAGUCGUACUCGAGUACAUGCAGGGAGGCGCUGACACCGUGAAGCUGGGCCAGCUGGAGAGGGUUGCGCGGCUUGUUACUUCUGUACCGGAUCAGAUGUCUUCGGUUCAGGAUUAUUAUCGCACCAUCUGCCCUGAGCUGCUCGAGAUUUUGGAGAUGGACUUGAAACUCGUGGACCCGGAUCAGGACAAGACAAAGAUGACAGAGCAGCAAAGCAGGAUCACACCUCCAAGUCCUCAACUUGUGCAAACAACGACCUUUGUGCUGAGCAAGCUAUUGGCAAAAAGCCCAGCCAUCUGUCAGGUUGAGAUCGUAGCCAAGGAGGUUGGGCCGUUAUGGAAGUGGGGGACUAAGGCGAAUAGAAAGGCGCCUGUGGCUAAAGACACCAUACCUAGGAAUGGCGGUAGCCUCAAACAGCCUUCUGUAGUCGAUACGACAGGCGAAGACAUGGACGACGUGGCAUCAGGGCUCGAUCCGCUUGUAGCAUCGGAGUACGAGGUGACCAAGGCCGUCAUGUUCUUGCACUCCUUCCUUGUUGGAAACGAACCCUCGCCUUUACUCUUCCAGGCAUUUUUGGGUCAGGCUGCGCAAGGACUGUACCAACUAUACGAAUUCUCGGCCCAGGUGCGCUCCGUACUUCGCGAGAAGGCUAAGGAGAUCCUAGUCGUCUACUUCAGGAUCCUGGACUCUGCAGAUACAGUUGAAAUACUCAAGGCGAUUGUAAUGCGGCGGCGUGUGCCAGUUCCAAAUUCUAAACCAUGGCAGGAUCUGGUAACACACGAAGGACGGAGGAUUCCAGAUCUGAUCGAGAUGGGUGCCGUCGGCGAGAGUUAUUAUGCUCCUGGACCCACUGGAGGUGCCGUCUUGCGUCGGCGAAGCGUUCAGGAUCGUAACGCGGCUACGCAGCUCGAGCUGGAUGUGGAUAUGUUUAUGGACUUUUUGGGCGAACUCGAUACUACGGGCCGUGAUGGCGAGAUCCUCGGAGACCUCUAUAUGUACUUGCUGGACGAGUACCAGGCAGGAAAAGCCCGUGGUGGAAAUGCAGUGCUGCCAAGAAGGAUGUUGACAAUGCUCCAGCUAAUCCUAAGCAUGACCCAAAAGCUGGGGCCAAGCAUCAUGACCAAGGUCACACAAAUUAUCGGUCUCGCAAAUAAUAUUCUGGAGCACCAGGUCGUGAUUGAGGGGACCGACGGGUCCGAAGCAGUCGCAGACGAGGACCCAGAGGAAGCAGAUAUGGAGAUCCUAGGCCUUGUCCUUACUCUGCUUUCGGCGAUUCUGACAGAAAACGAGCAUUUGUCGCAGCAGGAUCGCCAUCUUUUGUCGCUCACGCUGAUCCACCUCAAGCAACUCGUUAACCACCCACUGAUCGAGAUUCGGCGAGUCGCUCACGAUCUUCAGACACUGAUACCCACCCGUCUCAGCGACUCUUCCUCCACUAACGCCAAUGCCCCGCAAAAGACCGAGAUGGAGGUGGAGAUGGAAAAAUAUGCCUCUGCAUUGGCAGCCCUCCAAGACAGCUUGCUCCCCGUUCGUGCCCAUGGACUCCAUAUCUUGCGGGAGAUGAUCCUUUCAAAGUCAAUUGUGCUGACUCGAUCCAGUGGCGGCGCUGGAGCCGAGAGAGAACUGGAUCAUGCGUUAGAUAUCUUUGUACAGCAUGUGCAGGAACCUGAUUCGUUCAUCUAUCUGAAUGCUGUCAAGGGACUCGCAGCGCUGACGGACGCACAUGGGCCGGAGAUCUUGCGGAAGCUGAUGAGAAUCUAUGCGAAUGAGGACGGCAGGCAGACAUUGGAUACGCGACUCAGGAUCGGAGAAGCUCUUGUGCAGACUGUGCAGCGAUGUGGUGAGGCUUUAGGUGGCUACUUGGACGCGCUGUUGCCGGGACUUUACAAGGUCAUGAACACGGCAGUCGAUAAGAAGAUUAUGGAAGCGAGGGAAGAGGAGAGGAAGGACUUGAUUGAGAAGGUGAAAUUAGAAAGGGCUUCGGAGGCGCUGUUGACACCGGAGGAGAGGCAGCGCAAGUGGAGAGCGGAACGAGAACGCAGGAAAGCGAGCAAUCAAGGAGUCGGUCAAGAGAAUAAGGAGGAAGAAGAGGGUGAGGAUCAGAUUGUGGACGAGGUAUCAUUAUUGCGGUCGAGUGCGCUGACGAUUCUGGCGACUGCAGCUGAGAACUGUCCGACGGGGUUGUUGCCCGAGAUGCGGUACCUCGUGGACUGGGUACUGUCGAUUCUAGACCUCGACCGGCAGACGGAGGUGCGUAGAGCCGCAACAUUAGUGAUGGUGUUGCUGUUCAGAGCGCUCGGAGGGAACUCACUGUACAAGAUCGAGGGUGAUCAAUUGAAGAGGGUAUAUCGGACACUGCGAUAUGUGGAGCAGGUAGAUGAGGAUCCGCUGUGUCGGGCACAGGCGCGUGCUGGGAUUGCAGACCUGGAUGCGAUUGUGAGGAUGGAGAUGAGUGCCGAGGGAAACCAUGGUAGAUCGCGAGGAGUGGGAGUCGGAUCGUUGGCAGGAAUUGGUACCACGGAAGUCCGCUACAAGUAGAUUCCAUAGCCGGACUGCCUCGUUGUAUCCUACAUAUUGUUUAUGGGCCGACUCUGUCGCACAUCCAUAGCUAUUACUGCCUGCGAGCCUGGAAGUCCUAGCCGAUUCUAAUCGGGCUCCUUCGAAAAUCCAGGCCGCCUCAGUUUUUAUGAAGCGUUGCGAGAAAGGAGGUCGAGGAUUAUCGUCAUGGCUAGUGAUAAUUUAGAAACAGAACGAAUCCACUUAAAAAAAGAAGAAAAAAGGGCGAACAGUAAGUUCUUCUUUCUUCAUUCUCCAGACAACGCUUCAUGUUGUUUCUAUCUGUGAGCUUGAAGGACAGCCACAAAAGGUAUUGAUGUAUGCGCGAGUCUGAGCUGCCGUUUACAAACUCUACUGUGCUUGAUUGUAAUGAUUUUUUUUAUAUCUUCAUGCUCGGUCGGCUCUUACCAGAG
Messenger RNA from Gamsiella multidivaricata, 4321 nucleotides. RefSeq lists its product as uncharacterized. Bases 78 to 3890 code for a protein of 1270 amino acids. The record is from RefSeq and is a predicted model, not a curated record. Lineage: Eukaryota; Fungi; Mortierellomycota; Mortierellomycetes; Mortierellales; Mortierellaceae. The transcript has 6 exons. Gene Ontology annotation, biological process: protein secretion.